This is a messenger RNA of Populus euphratica (Euphrates poplar), 1159 nucleotides long. It is a transcript of the gene CID5, whose product is annotated as CTC-interacting domain 5. The record is from RefSeq and is a predicted model, not a curated record. The transcript is spliced from 3 exons. Lineage: Eukaryota; Viridiplantae; Streptophyta; Magnoliopsida; Malpighiales; Salicaceae. Gene Ontology annotation, molecular function: ubiquitin binding. The coding region runs from base 186 to 770 and encodes 194 amino acids.
AAAAUGUCAUCUUGAAAAAAUUGAAACCUUUAUUAAGAAGGAGCUCGCUGAUUCUUCUCUCUCAAUCAUUUCUCUCUUUCUCUUUCAUCUCAAAACAAAAAAUUAGGGUUUCUUUUCUUCCAAUAUACUUUCCAAUUUUGCUUCCGCGAUCGAUUAUUCCAGGUGUGAUUUGCAUACUGAAGGAAAUGAAGCCCGGAGGAUUCUCUACUUUGAACCCAUAUGCAGCAGCGUAUAUUCCCCUUUCUAAAAGGGAUUCAGCUGAUAGAAUUGAAAAUCUAGGAUGGACUGUGCAGGGUGGGAAUCCAAAUGUGUGGUAUGGGUCUGCCAAGCAUAAUGCACAGAUUAGGCAAAAUGAUAAAGGGCCGAUUUCUGUUCCUGAAAUGUCUAUGCUGAAGAGUCAAUCUGGGUAUGGUUCUUAUGGCUCGUCAUCACAGAAUUCAUAUGAGAUGUCAGGGAAGCAGAUCGUGGAUGAAGAAUUUGAAAUGGACUUGGAAUAUCUUCGGAUCAAUUUUCCUGGCAUAUCUGAUGAGUCCCUCACUGGUGUCUAUAUGGCUAACAAAGGUGACGUGGAUGGUGCUAUUGACAUGUUAAACCAACUUGAGUUUGACACUCUCGAGUCUUCUGGAAACCUUCCAGACACCUUGGAUAUUGGGGAUGUUUAUGAACCCGGGCCUUCAGCUGAGGCUUCAUCUGCGAAACCAAAGACUAUUGUGGAUGAAGCCAGUCCCUCAUCUGGCUCCUCAGCCCCGGACACAGCGGUUGCCACAUGAUUGACUUGUGAUCUAUUCAGUUGUUUUCUUUGGCCUUUCUUUUUGGUUUUCUGAAAGAAAAGUAUAUGAUUAGGGCAUCUUUCUUUUGAGAUGGGAGACAUGCAUUUAACAUAAUGGCUUGGUUGUGGGUGUAUAGUCCUCAGAUAGGUGCUUCUUCCAAAUAUCCCCUUUUUUUUCUCUGGGUUCUGCUAUCAAUUGAAGGCCCCUUGAGCGGUUUCACAAAUUGCAGGUUUCUGGAAUUGAAGUGAUAUAUGCUUCUUGACAAUAUCUGUUAUUUUGAAUUAGUAUGCUAUAUGGUGUAAAGAUCACCCUGAUGUCAAAAUGGUUUGGGGUUGCAUGUAAAGCUUGAUUAUAUGAUGGUUUGGCAGCUUUUUAUACUGUUCAAGUUA